Messenger RNA from Ananas comosus (pineapple), 1075 nucleotides. RefSeq names its product protein HEADING DATE 3A-like. The record is from RefSeq and is a predicted model, not a curated record. The coding region runs from base 228 to 761 and encodes 177 amino acids. The transcript is spliced from 4 exons. NCBI's taxonomy places the organism in Eukaryota, Viridiplantae, Streptophyta, Magnoliopsida, Poales, Bromeliaceae.
ACUUAAGUUUCACUAUAAUUAACCUACUCCAUUAGCUCCACUUCAUAUUAUACCUCGCUUCUUCUCACUAACCUACUCCAUUAGCUCCACUUCAUAUUAUACCUCUCUUCUUCUCACUACAUAUACUGCAUCCUUUGCCACAUUCCCCACUGGUUCUACUUGAGUUCUUUUCACCAGUGAUCUGCACCCAAAGGAGAAGAGCUAGCUAAGCUAGAGUGUGGUUGGUCAUGAAUAGAGAAAGAGAUACUUUGGUUGUUGGGAGGGUGAUUGGGGAUGUGUUGGAUCCAUUCACAAGAUCUGUACCUCUUAGUGUAAUAUACAGUUCAAGGGAGGUUACAAAUGGGUGUAACCUUAAACCCUCAGCUGUGGUUCACCAGCCUAGGGUUGAGGUCGGAGGAACUGAUCAUCUGAGAACAUUUUAUACUCUUAUUAUGGUUGAUCCAGAUGCUCCAAGUCCCAGUUACCCAAACCUUAGGGAGUAUUUGCACUGGUUGGUGACCGAUAUCCCGGCGACAACUGAAGCAUCUUUUGGGCAGGAGAUUGUGAGCUAUAAGAGCCCAUCCCCAGUCCUCGGUAUACAUCGGAUCGUGUUCGUGCUAUUUCAACAGCUCGGGCACCAAACGGUAUACGCUCCGGGCUGGCGUCAGAACUUCAAUACCCGCGAUUUUGCCGAGCUCUACAACCUCGGGUCUCCGGUCGCUGCGGUCUACUUUAAUUGCCAGAGAGAGUCCGGUACCGGAGGACGGAGAAUGCAAGCUUGAAUAUCAAGGUCAAUUAAUAAAGAGCACAAAAGUUUACAUCUGCAUAUAUAUCUUUCUUUUUGAGUGGAAUCAGAGGGACAAUGAGGGUAUUGCAUUUCUUAAUGGUAAAAUUUGAGGAGAGAGUUUAGGUAAUUAGUAACAAGUAAGAAUGUGUUGGAUUUGCUCUUUAUUUUUUCAGAUUUUCUUUUUUGUUUUAAAGUGUGUUUUGAAUUAGAAUAUAGAAUUAGGAUCAUCUGAAAAUUUACAAUGUAUGGAGAAAACAUAUAUAUGGAGCAAAUUUAGGAUGAAUCAGAUAAGUGAUUUGUUUUCUUUCA